Messenger RNA from Chondrus crispus (carragheen), 4398 nucleotides. RefSeq names its product Serine/threonine protein kinase. The transcript has 2 exons. Gene Ontology annotation, molecular function: protein kinase activity; ATP binding. Gene Ontology annotation, biological process: protein phosphorylation. The record is from RefSeq and is a predicted model, not a curated record. The coding region runs from base 1 to 4398 and encodes 1465 amino acids. NCBI's taxonomy places the organism in Eukaryota, Rhodophyta, Florideophyceae, Gigartinales, Gigartinaceae.
AUGGCGAGUCGCGUCGGAAAAUAUUUGCUCUUUGAGACCCUUGGGGAGGGUGCCUUUGGAAAGGUCAAGCUUGGCGUGCAUGAAGAAUCUGGCGAACAAGUUGCUGUCAAAAUUAUGGACAAGAGCGACAUCAAGGCUCAGGAGAUGACCAUGAACGUACGACGCGAGAUCGCUAUUAUGAAAGCCCUCAAACAUCGCAAUAUCGUCAAUCUCCGUCAGGUGCUCACCAGUCAGAGCAAGCUUUAUAUCGUCAUGGAUCUCGUCACUGGCGGUGAGCUCUUCACUAAGAUCCUCAACGAAGGAAGACUGGAGGAGACCAUUGGCAGAAGGUAUUUUCAGCAGCUUGUGGACGGAAUCGAGUAUUGCCAUCGACGGGGCGUUUGUCAUCGCGACCUUAAACCCGAAAAUCUCCUUAUUGAUGAGACAACCGGCGAGCUAAAGAUUACUGAUUUUGGUCUAUCCGCAAUGAAGGGCGCGAGCACUACUGAGGAGUUGCUGCACACCCAGUGCGGCAGUCCAAAUUAUUGCGCACCAGAGAUCAUUGCGCGCCACAAGCAAGGCUACAGCGGAGACAAGGUUGAUGCCUGGUCUUGUGGUAUUAUUCUCUUCGCAUUGCUUGCCGGCUUCUUACCGUUUUACGAUGAGAACACAAAGGUCUUGUACCGUAUGAUCCAACGCGAUGACGUCAAAUUUCCGAGGAAAUUUCCCCCUGAUGCGAAGGACCUCGUACUUCGCUUAUUGCACAAGGUGCCCGAGAAGCGCUAUACAUUAUCGGAAGUGAAGAAGCAUCCUUGGUUUGCUGUUGACUAUGACGGCGAUGACGCGGUUCCGCGUUCCGCCACUGGAACUGGAGCGAGCCCCCCUGUGAGCAGGCGGAGGAGGCGUGGGCACUCUAGAAAGUCUAGUGUGGAUCAUGUUCCGAGAUCUCGCGAUAUCCGCGAAAUGGUAAGCCAGCCAGCUCCACCGCCUAUCGUCAUAGAUUCAGGCUCGCAUGCCAUGCCUCUUGCACAAAGAGCGCCAGCUCCACCGUCAGUUUCUCCGCCCGCGCCGCGUUCUCCAUUACCGCCUCUUCCUCCCCCACCUCCGAUCACAAGUCAGGUCCCUGCACCGCCAUCAGUUCCAAGAGGGAGUAGUCCCUUACCGCCGCCGCCGCCUCUGACGGUUCCGCCACCGCCACUAGCUGCGCCACCCAUCCCCAGCCCUACACGGACAGUGCCACCAGUGCCGCUGUACCCUCAAAAGGGCAUUGUGAGGAAGAAGAGCAAGGAAGCCAGGGAUUACCCGAAGAGCACCUAUGUGCCUCCGCCAACUGCUGAUUCUAUCCAUUCAAGCAGCAUCGCCAAUGGGAGGCCCGCCAAUGAUGCAGUCAGAACAUAUGAUGCAGCCGUACCCGAAGCAAGGAUUCCGGUGACAAGGGACCCUCCAAUGCCCCCGACGCCAAGCAGUGACGGCGCUCGUUUGAAUUAUACUGGUACCUCCACACCGCCACGCAGGAAGAGUGGGCAUGGACAGGCGGCUGUGUCUAGCGGAGCGCCUCCGACGCCACCUCCAACUAUUCCCGCCGCAAACCGCGCACCACUGGAGGGAGAUAUUGCCACUACGAAUACUUUGCCGACCACACCUGUGGUUGUUGGCGGGGCUGCACCUCCAGCACCCUUCAGUUCAGAAAACUCCGCAAACAUCAAGACUACGCUCGCAGUAACGCCGUCACCGGCGGCAGGUACAAGCGACCCGAGAGUGUCCGACGGAGGAACAUCCGCCUCUAAGUCAAAUGACACCCUCGGCAGUAUGUCGUCGACGUCGCUGUCUUCAGGUUUAGCGACAAGAGCGCCAUCUUCUCCGCCGCAGGGUACGCGAAAGUGGGUUGUAUCUGGUGUUAAGAAGCAGAGCACCUACAAAUCCUCAACAAUGGCUCCUGUAACUACUCCAGCAGCUCUGGCAAGGGGAGAUGCGUCUUGGAUGCGGAAGGCAACCGCGCGGGCUGAGAGGCAGGCAGAUGUUGGUCGAACCGUGACGUUCGAUACGAAAUCACCACAGCAGAAGGAGAGUGAAGAGAAGGAACCGGAAUCGAAGGAACCAGACCAGAGGACAGCAGCAGUACCGCAACCGGAGCCUGAAUCGGAGCCGUCGAGACCGCUCUCUAUUGUCGAAAGAAGCCGCAUGCUUUUCAACAAAAUGGCAACAGAAUCUGAAAUGCCGCCCCCCCUUCCUGAUGCAUCCUUACACUCAUCCUCCUUCAAGAGUGAUCGGUCUUCUACAGGACAGGCAGAUUCUCAGCCGGAUGCUCAGUCAGUUCCUGCGCCACGGUUUGGGGAUCGAGCAGAAGCACCGCAAACGCCUGGAUACCCGGUCGCUCACCUGGAUUCUGCACCCGCAGCAAAAUCUGUCGAGACUACAGGUUCCGAAGAAAGAAGCAUGAAGCCCCCGCAGCCGCCUGCAUCGCUACGGAAUGAAAGCUUGCCUACAGAGGAGCCUCAUGAGUCUUCCCAUACUAAUGAGAUCGCACUACGACAAAGUGCGGGACCAGAUGAGGCUGUGGAUGAAGAAACGACCGUGGAGUACAUCGGGAAUACGACGGGAAGACUUAAUCAGGGCAAUGACUUCUCUAUCCCCAAAGAGGAUGAAGAAGGGGAACCACCUCUGAAACAACGACUUACGGCUGCGUUGGCUCGAUACCGCCGCAUUUUCAAGCUUGGAAACAACAUUGGCAUUACAGCUUCUCCCAGUUUUAACUCGAAUCGUGAUAUCAAUGCCAAUGGAAGCAAUUCUGUACAUGAUGGGAAGGCUGUGACGCCGAGUCAUGCUCAAUUCUUCGCCCGCGCGAAGGCAAUCACAGGGGCUUGGGGUAUAAUUUUAACACAAGAAUUGGACGAAGACAGUGACUCUGAAGACGAAACACUGCAAGUUACUGAGGCUGAGCUGAAAGCGUUUAGCCGCCUUUUGGACUUUUGGGAUAAUCGACGAGCAAGUGCGACGAUUCCUAAGAAUGGAAAUGUUGUGCUUGAUGAUGAUAGUGGGACUCCUUUAUCUGAAGAGGACAUUGCCAGCAUUCAGUCCUUGCUACAGAAGCUCGAACCAAAGGAAGUCGAAGAGGAAAUGACGGAAGUUGCAGACGUCACGGACGACCUGGGAGAAAUGGAGAUGAUCUCUCCGGAUGCGACUACUGCCGGAGAAAAUGCUGACACUUUUAGGGAUCUCGACGUUGAAAACAUUUCAUUAGUGCCGAGCGGCGCUGGUAAUGUUUCAGUGGAAGGAGAUGCACAGAAAGAUUCGCUGAGUAGUCAAAGCAUUGACCAGGAAGUCGCAAGUGCGACGAGAUCCAAUUCUACCCCCGAGAACCGGUUUCCGAAAGCUUCCACCCGACCACCGCCACCACCACCCAUGCCUCCUAUGCAAGCCAGUGGAGCGACGAGGCCUCGUCAAAGGGUUAUUCCACCACCUCCCGUAGCUCCCAAACCCCCGCAAGCAGCGAAUGUGGCGAGUUGGGACCGAGGAAUUCUCGCGGGCAAGGCUUCCAAUUCGGUGCCGUCUCCCUCGCCUGCAGUAAUUCCGAAACCAAGUGGAGGGGUACAACGCGGGGCGCUACCACCUCCUCCACCCCCUCCUCCUUCCUAUGCCGCUCCGGGCAAAUCCGUUACCACAGCAGAGAAUCAACAGAGGAUGGUGGUGACCCAAUCGACAGUGCGGGAUCCAUUUAGACCUCGUCCUCCUCCAUCAUAUCCACCUCCUUCACACACGAAUGGACCUACCACACUAUUUGAUGACCCUGGGGACUCUGAUCCUCGAAUGCAAAUUGAGACCAAUGCUGCAAUUCAGAAGGGAGCGAGGAUUCCGCAGAGUGUUAGUCACGAUGCAGGAUUGAACAAAACAUUGAAGAGAAAGAGUUCUACUACGACAUCUGACUUUGGUAUCGAAUCUCGCAAGACUGUUUCCCGGGAUUCAGGGCGUGUACACUCGGGUGCGUCGGCGGCCUCAGACGGGUCAGGACCUAGCAGAAGCAGACAUUUCCGCUCUCCCUCCCGUGAUGAACAUGCCACCAGGGGCAUGUUCGCAUUUGGGAUGUUUAACCGACGAAAGAGUUCUUCAAUGACGAGCUUCGACUCCGACCUACCUCCCGAUAAAUGCAUGCUCGAGAUCGGGCGAAUACUAACGGCAAUGGAGUGUAGCGUGUUAAUGAAACGCAACGAGAGCAAGAUGAAAUGUGAAGCGCCACUUCGCCGGGAGAAGCUCUUGAUAAGCAUAACGUGUACAUCGGAGAAGAAGGUAUCAACCGUUCAAUUCAAGAGGGGGAAGAAGGACCGCUCGCAAGUGGAUACCCGAGAGUUUUAUGAAUUCUUCCAAAAAGUACACACAAGAUUCAAUGAAAGGAUCGGCUCUCAUGCAGGUUCCGGGGCGUGA